CCGGUGAUUCUUAACUGCAUGUCAUAUUUUUAUCCGUUUAAAGUAUUGUUAAUCAUUCAUGUAGGAUUGCAUCAGCCUUGCAAUAGUGCAGUAAAGGAUUGUCAGAUCGCAAUGGUUCUACAAGAAUUAUGUACAGAAUUAAAACGCUUUCAGAUAUUUAUCUAUUGAACACAAGAAUGGUCUCAUGCAGUUGGAAAAUCACAAAGUGAAAAUCUAACUAUGAAGGGACCUUCGCCAUCAGAGGAAAAGAUGUCAUCAAAUACUUCCCCUCAUUCAGAAUCUCAGAUGGUUUCGUCUGUGCUUGAAUCAUCAACAAGUCAAAAUAUAUCCAACCACUCUGUCUCUCAGCCAGUUUUAAAUCCUGGAGAAACUAAUAGUAACACAACAAUGGAAAUAGUCUCCACCAAGUCUGCCGACUCAGCAUCAACAGAAAUCUCUUCAACCAAGGAACCAAGUGUCAGUACAGAAAUUACAAGUCCAUUAAAGCCUACUGAAGCUAAUGGUAACACAAUAAUGGAAGUAACACCUGACAUCACUGCAAACCCAGCAUCAACAAAUGUCUUGUCAGGCAAAGAAUUGAAUUCUAGUAAAGGCCAUGCAAAUGGUAUGAAUGUUGCAGAAACUACAAAUUCAGUGCAGAAAGAAGCAAACCAUAAUAUAAUCAGCAGUGCCCUGACAUCACUCUCAGGCUAUGGGCAGUCUGAUAGUGAGGAUGAGAGCAUGGAAGAAGACCCAGCCCCAGCUCCAGCCCCAGCCCCAGCCCCAGCCCAAGCCCCAGCCCCAGUCCCAGUCCCAGUCCCAGUCCUGACCUCAAAUACAGCCACCUUGCUAAAUAGAACAUCUCUAGAAAGCACUCAGUUAAAGUCAACCUUACCUCAUCAGUCUGUUAAUGAUGGCAAAGUGCAGCAGUUGUCACAGCUUCCCCAGCGUAAUGAAGAUCAGAGCAAUAAGAGCAACCAGAACAAAGAGCAGACCUUUACCACUUUUGCAUCAAAGGACAAGACCAAUCCUGAGGUGGAGGUUUUGGGUGUCGUCAAUACAGGCAACUACAGAUUCACACUUGAUGUUGGCAGUGGAUCUGAUGACUCAGAGAGCGACUCUAACAUGUCAUCUUCUUCAUCUUCAUCCUCAUCAUCCUCUGAUAGUGAGAGCGACUCAGAAGAAGUAAUACCCAAGAACCCUGUUGUCGAACAGGUUCAAAAGCCCAAAGUAGUGAAGCAGAACAACCAAAAACGAGGUAACCUGUGCACCCAGGGAGAACUGAUGUUGGAUGACCUGCCACCCAUCGAGGAUUUGUAUAUAUCAGUGCCAGAAGAGCAAGCACAUCCUAUUGGUACCGUCUUUAGCAUUGUUGAACAGCAAGUGGUGGUCCAGGGCUUCCCCAAUAUCCCACCCAUAGACCUGGACUCGGUGCUCUUCCUGGAAAAGGGUCAGCGGGCUCUGGGACAGGUCUUCGACGUGUUUGGACCAGUGCAGGAGCCGCUGUACGUAGUGCGCUUCAACUCCUCCGAGCACAUCAAGGAGUUCAAGGUUGACAAAGGCGAUCAUGUCUACUUUGCUCCUACAACCGAACAUACAAACUUUGUUGUCGUAGACGAGUUGAUGAGAAUGAGGGGAAGUGAUGCUUCAGGGAUGCAGAACAAUGAACCUCUGCCGUCAGAACAUGUGGACUUCUCCGACGAUGAAGAAGAAGCGAGAGUCAAUAGGGAGAGUCGACAGAGCAAGUACACAUCAGGCACAGGCGAGUACCAGUCACAAAAGAAACGCAUUCGUGGGCAAAAUGCUGCAAAAGAUGGCAUGGAAGGAAUGGGUCACGGGCCGAAGCCUGGUCAGGGUCGUGGAGAAGGCAGGAGCAAUGGGCGUGGUCCUAACCCUUUCAGUGAUAUGAGAAUGCCCAUGAGACCCUCAAACCGCUUCUGCUACCCUCACCAGAUGCAGCCAAGGUUUGGUCCCCGAGGGCCCCCCCAGUUCCCCAUGAGGCCUCCAGGACCAAUGCUAGGGCCCUCUGGCUUUGGAGGACCUCCUGACAUGGGAAUGGGCAUGCAUAACAAUAUGCAUGGACCUCCAGGUAUGCCAGUGGAGCCUUACUUGUAUGAUCCGAAUACCCACUCUCAGAUGGACAUGAGUGCAGGGCCUGUGAUGGAGGCUGAGGGAUUCUCUGGUGGAUUACCUCCACCUCCUGCAGCAACUUCUUGGCCUCAUCCACCACAGUUCCAGUUUGGAGGACCACCACAAUUUGAUGGCCCCAGGGGAUCUGGCUGUUAUCCUCCUCCACCACCUCCUCCCCCAGGUGUGACUGGGCCCUCAGGAUACCACAUUCCUCCUGGUCACUUCCAAAACAUGGGUCCUCCAAGGCCUAUGAAACCUCCCCUUCAGCACCCUCAAGCAUCAGGUGGCCCCCCAAUGGAGAAUGGUGAUGGGAUGGCUGGCUGGGGCCCCCCUCCUGGAGCACCACGGCAUCCCCCUCCCCCUCCCCCUCCCCAUAUGGCCAGCCAGCUGCCUCCCCCCCAGAUGCCCUAUGACAACUCUCAGGUACCUCCCCCACCCAUGCAUCCUCCUCCUCCUCCUCGCAAUGCCAAUCCUCCUUGGAAGAAGUUUUAACUUUGUUGUUAAUUUUUUACUGAUUUUGUGAUAGGCUUCUAUAUUGAGGGAAAAUAUAUUGGCAACAGGAACCCUGAGUUCAAAAAAGAAAAAGAAAAAAUAUGUAUAUUAUUGCUAUGUAUAUAAUGAUACCUUAUGAAUAUAGAUUUAUUUUUCAGUAUUUGCUUUGAAUCUGUACCGCAUUUGCAGUGAUCAAAAAACCCGAAUACAGACCUCUCAUUUUAGAUAUGUUGCAUUCUUGUUUUCAGACAUAGCACAUUGUUCACUGCGCUGCAAUUUAUGAUCUCAGUUUUAAUUUACUUAUACGUAAAAGACUUUUACAGUGAUGGAUGGCAGUAAUGUACGUAUUUAUAGAAUCAUACACUUGUUCUAGGCAUCAUAACCAAUUUCUUGUUAUUAACUCAUUCUCAUAGGAAAUCUUAAAAUUAAUAUUUAAUAUUAUUCUGCUUGUAAUUACACCAAAUUUUAUUAAAAACAGUGUAAGUAAUCUACCAAUGUAAGCUGUGGAAAAUAUGGUUUUUAAAUUAGAAUUUAUUGUAGAUCAUUACAUUACAUUGUCAUUGAAUGUAAAAUUGAUAAGAAACGAUCACUCUCCAAUUUCCGUGCUUGUACUAUUUUUGUUAUAUAUGUUCAAAAUAAUAAGAGCUUCUGGUACUUAGCUCACUGUAUCUUGUUGAUAUUUGUAAAUACUCUGUUAUGAUUAAGGUGAAAUAAAAAGAAAAGAAAGGAA
Messenger RNA from Penaeus chinensis, 3331 nucleotides. RefSeq names its product H/ACA ribonucleoprotein complex non-core subunit NAF1-like. NCBI's taxonomy places the organism in Eukaryota, Metazoa, Arthropoda, Malacostraca, Decapoda, Penaeidae. Gene Ontology annotation, biological process: pseudouridine synthesis; box H/ACA snoRNP assembly; ribosome biogenesis. The coding region runs from base 220 to 2601 and encodes 793 amino acids. Gene Ontology annotation, cellular component: sno(s)RNA-containing ribonucleoprotein complex. The transcript is spliced from 8 exons. Gene Ontology annotation, molecular function: RNA binding. The record is from RefSeq and is a predicted model, not a curated record.